Myiozetetes cayanensis is the source of this 2256-nucleotide messenger RNA. RefSeq names its product protein tyrosine phosphatase non-receptor type 11 (gene PTPN11). The transcript is spliced from 16 exons. The coding region runs from base 146 to 1927 and encodes 593 amino acids. The record is from RefSeq and is a predicted model, not a curated record. Gene Ontology annotation, molecular function: protein tyrosine phosphatase activity. Gene Ontology annotation, biological process: protein dephosphorylation. Lineage: Eukaryota; Metazoa; Chordata; Aves; Passeriformes; Tyrannidae.
GGCGGGCCGCGCCGCGCUCGCCGCGCUCCGGGGCCCGAGGCCGCCGCUGUUCGCGCUCCCCGCAGGCCCCGCCGGGACCCCGAUGUGAGCGGCGGGCGGGCACGGGCGGCCCGGGCACCGCCACCCGCCGGGGCUCCGCGGGAAGAUGACAUCGCGGAGAUGGUUUCAUCCAAAUAUUACUGGGGUGGAGGCAGAAAACCUGCUGUUAACAAGAGGGGUGGAUGGCAGCUUCCUGGCACGGCCCAGCAAAAGUAACCCAGGAGACUUUACCCUCUCUGUCAGACGAACUGGAGCCGUGACCCACAUCAAGAUCCAGAACACGGGGGACUACUAUGACCUCUAUGGGGGAGAGAAGUUUGCCACGCUGGCUGAGCUGGUGCAGUACUACAUGGAACACCAUGGGCAGCUCAAGGAGAAGAAUGGAGACGUCAUAGAGUUGAAGUAUCCGCUGAACUGUGCUGAUCCUACGUCAGAGAGGUGGUUUCAUGGACACCUCUCUGGAAGAGAAGCUGAAAAGCUCUUAACAGAGAAAGGCAAACAUGGAAGUUUCCUUGUGCGGGAGAGCCAGAGCCACCCUGGGGACUUUGUCCUCUCUGUGAGGACAGGAGAUGAUAAAGGAGAGAGCAAUGAUGGCAAAUCCAAGGUGACACACGUCAUGAUCCACUGCCAGGAGCUGAAAUACGACGUUGGGGGAGGGGAGAAGUUCGACUCUCUGACAGACCUGGUGGAACAUUACAAGAAGAACCCCAUGGUGGAGACUUUGGGCACGGUGCUGCAGCUCAAACAGCCCCUGAACACGACCCGAAUUAACGCCGCCGAGAUCGAGAGCCGCGUGCGGGAGCUCAGCAAGCUGGCCGAGACCACGGACAAAGUCAAGCAGGGCUUCUGGGAGGAGUUUGAGACUCUGCAGCAGCAGGAAUGCAAACUCCUCUACAGCCGUAAGGAAGGGCAGCGCCAGGAGAACAAGAACAAAAAUAGAUACAAAAACAUCCUCCCCUUUGAUCACACCAGAGUUGUGCUUCACGAUGGGGAUCCCAAUGAACCUGUUUCAGAUUAUAUCAAUGCUAAUAUUAUUAUGCCUGAGUUUGAAACCAAGUGCAACAACUCCAAGCCAAAAAAAAGCUACAUUGCUACUCAAGGUUGCCUACAGAACACAGUGAAUGAUUUCUGGAGGAUGGUGUUCCAGGAGAAUUCCAGAGUUAUUGUUAUGACCACAAAAGAAGUGGAAAGAGGAAAGAGUAAAUGUGUCAAGUACUGGCCUGAUGAGUAUUCCCUGAAGGAAUACGGGGUGAUGCGUGUCCGGAACGUUAAGGAGAGCGCAGCACACGAUUACACACUAAGAGAGCUUAAACUUUCCAAAGUUGGGCAGGGGAACACGGAGAGGACAGUGUGGCAGUACCACUUCCGCACCUGGCCCGACCACGGCGUUCCCAGUGAUCCUGGCGGCGUCCUGGACUUCCUGGAGGAGGUGCACCACAAGCAGGAGAGCAUUCCUGAUGCCGGACCCGUCGUGGUCCACUGCAGUGCUGGGAUUGGCCGAACAGGAACGUUCAUUGUGAUUGAUAUUCUUAUUGACAUCAUCAGAGAAAAAGGUGUGGACUGUGAUAUCGAUGUUCCAAAGACCAUCCAGAUGGUGAGAUCCCAGAGAUCAGGAAUGGUGCAGACAGAGGCUCAGUACAGGUUUAUUUACAUGGCAGUGCAGCACUACAUCGAAACCCUCCAGCGCAGGAUCGAGGAGGAGCAGAAGAGCAAGAGGAAAGGUCACGAGUACACGAACAUUAAAUAUUCUUUAUCGGACCAGACGAGUGGGGAUCAGAGCCCUCUCCCGCCCUGCACCCCGACCCCAACCUGUCCAGAAAUGAGAGAAGAUAGUGCUAGAGUAUAUGAAAAUGUGGGGCUGAUGCAACAGCAGAAGAGUUUCAGAUGAGAUGAUGUUCAGAGCCUUCCAUGCCAAGGCAGAAAUUAAUCUGGUUUUUAAAAAGGUCAAGAAAGAGACGGAAGAAGCUUCACAAGAACAGUGAACUCUGAGGGCUUGGUACCUUUUUAUUUACGGUUGUAAUCCUUCACCAGUAGGCAAAACUUCAGACCAUCUAAAGAUUGGGUUUUAUCUCUUCUCUCCAAUACCUGAUUUGCUCGUUUUCCAAAUAAAAGGAAAUCCUUUCUACAACGUAGACAGCUACUUUGUAGAGUCACUUCCGAAUCCUGCAAACCGUUGGACUGUCAUCCAUGUGUUUUUUAAAUAGUGUUUUUGUUUCA